AGUCAAGGUCAUUAGAGUGUUAUUGUCAUUUACUUGUUUACUUCACAAAAAAAAUUAUCAUUAUUAUUAUUCAAUUUUCUAACAAUGAUCAAACAAAGGCAAAAGUACAAGAGACUGGAAAAAGGCAAAGACAGUGAUAGCGAUGAUGGAGAAGAAACAGAAUUAUUUGUCAGGAAACAAUCACCAAAGAAAGAACCAACUGUUGAUAGGGCUGUUGAAGUGAAUGAUACCUUGCAGUCAUUAGCAAUUACAUAUAAUUGUUCUAUAGCAGAUCUGAAAAGACUAAAUAACAUACACAAUGAAAAUGAAAUUUUCGCAAGAAGGACAAUAAAAGUACCCUAUAGGCCUUUCACUCUAGCAUUAGCAGAUGUUCAUAUCAGUGGUGACCAUUCACCUGAAUCUGUUGGUGAACCUUCAACUAGUCAGCUCAUUGAUAUUGAAUCUCUCAACACAAAACUCAGUGAUAGUUUACCCAGAAAUGAAAGUAGAAACUUGGAAGUGAAUGAUAUUAUUUUUAAUAGUCAAAUAUCCCAGAAGAGCAAUAAUGUCAAUACAGAGCAAGAAUGUACUGGAAACUGUGAAGAACAAGAAGUGAGCUUGUUGCCACAAGUUGAUGUUCCUUUACAAAAAGCUGAUUUGACUGCUUCAAGAUUGAGUUGCAAUGGAGCAGAUGCAGACAUAUCCUGGAUUGCACUAAUCCUGUGUAUAGUGAUAGUAAUUUUUGCAAUUCCUCUUAUAUAUGUGUUUUAUAUUGCUGAACAUCCAGACCAAUAUCAUCACCACAAUUCAUGAUAUUGGUAUUUAUCCAUUUGAUCUUUAAAUGUUGGGCUGUGCAAUAGAUAAUCAUACAACAUUUUUACCCCUUAUAAUGGUAAACUGGAGGUUAAAGUGAUACUUCAUUUCUCAAUAUACAAAACAACAAAAUAUCUUUAUCUACAUUUUCAAUGCAGCUAAUGAGGAGUUGCUCAACAAAAUUUUAAUUAUACAGUGUGUUUCAGACUUAUAUGUACAUAGGAUACCUGUAGAUAGAGGACACUUCGGUGGUUCCAAAUCACCCCUCAUCGAUAUGUCUACCGUCUUUGAUAACUGAGAUACAGGACGUUAUCUUGAUAUUGGCAAAAUCUUCAUCUGGUUAUAACUUCUGAACCACUUUGUAUAAUCCAUCUAUACUUGGUAGAAAUAUUUCACUUAUAUUAUCCAUCAAAACCAAAUGAAAAUCCGGAUUAAAAUCCAGGUCCGUCUUGAGGAAAAACAGAAAACUUCUUUCAUCUCAAAAACAACACUCUGUACGGCAAAAUUUU
Phaedon cochleariae (mustard beetle) is the source of this 1301-nucleotide messenger RNA. The record is from the annotation of a GenBank genome assembly. NCBI's taxonomy places the organism in Eukaryota, Metazoa, Arthropoda, Insecta, Coleoptera, Chrysomelidae.